AUUUAUGUACUCCCUAAGCAAGCAAAGCAAAAUAAAUUAAAUUUAUAUAAAAAUAAAAGCAUCAUCUAAAAAUGACUUCUUCUGGCAAUUGGCUGCAGGUCAUUGUGGAUUGUGAACAACCCAAAUUGAAUACCUUGCCCUCCUGCAUGACGGUGAGUGAUGUAAAAUGCGAUAAUUAUGUGCGUCUCAUAGCCACAGACAUAGCCAUUGAUGAGGAGCCACCCAUGGCCACAUUGAAAGUAUUUCGUGGCAUAGAAUUGGAAUCGGAACAUGAAUUGAAGGGCAUACCCUCAGCCAUUGUUAGUUUGUAUAUCGAUGACUCGGAACCCAAGACACCAAUUGUUGCAGUGGCCAUUGCCGAAUCGGUGCUUUUUUAUCGUCACAUGAAGCCCUAUUUCAAAUACACCCUUCCUGAGUUGGAGGUCUUGGAUGAGGAGAGAGAAAUCUGGCGACAAUUAAAUUUGGUUGGCAUUGAGGAGCAGCAGCCUUUAAUCGAUCGCUUGAAUGUCAUCGAAAGACCCAAAUUGACAAGAAAAUCUCAGCAUUUAUUGAACCUUUUGCCACAGGAUAGAAAUGAUUUCAUUCGCCUACAAGUUGAUGGUCCUCUCAUACGCUAUUCUAAUGCGGUGGCCUUAAAAUGUUUAGCCCGAGUAUCCAGUGGAGAUUCUUUGCCACCCUCUCAUCUAGUGAUUGCCACCGAUAAUGGAGAAAUCAUAAUUGUUGAACCGCAGAGUUUCAGUGUACUCUACCGCGUCAUGGCCUGUCCUGAUAUUACCCCCAGCAUGUUGGCCGUCAAUGGUUGUUUUGAAACGGAUUUUUGCAUCGCCAUUGCUACCCGUUAUGGUUCGGUCUAUCUGCUGCGCAAAACUGCCCCAGAGGGUCAAGAGAUCUUCAAACUCUCCUAUCCCCUAACGGGAUUGGUACUUUUGCCCAUCGAUCAGACCAUAGUGGUCUCCUCAAUGGAUAAGAAAUUGGUGUGCUACUCCAAGAAGGGCAAACAGUUGUAUAUGGUGUCCCUGGCCCAACAGCCCAUAUGCAUGACCAUGAUCAAUCUCAGCCAUUUGGGAUUGACCCUGAUCUGUGUGGCCCUGGAGGGUGGAUUGGUGCAAUUUUAUAUGCAAAAAUUUCUAGUGGAUGAAUUUCAAAUCGAAGGCACUGUCAGCUCUAUGGUGUUUGGCUAUUUGGGCCUGGAGGAACAUGUGCUGUGUCUGACCACUCUGGAGGGUGAUUUGGUUAUAAAAAUUCUCAAAAGAACUGCCUGCUUUGAACCUAAUCAGAAUCUAUCGGGCAGAGGUUUGCCCAACAACAACAGCGAUAUGGUGAGUGCUUCUGUGCUGGAGAAACCUAAGAAAAGUUCGAUUUUUGUGGAGCAGGUGGCCAGAGAGAAACAAAAUGCCAAAGCCACCUACGGCAGCUUCCAAGUGGAACUAUGGCGCUUAAGACACACAGCGGCUCGUGCCACCGUGGAUGCCUUGAAUUCGUCAGAGCGCACCAUUUCCGAUGAUAUAACCCAUGCCCCUGUUAAAUUGUCUGCUGAAGUGUGUGGCGUGGGUCCUGUUUUCCGUUUGUAUUUGACCAUACAGAAUUUGUCUACCUAUAAAAUGGCUUCGAAUUUAAUGGUUCUCUUGCAUGCCGAUAGGAGACAUUACACCAUACAGAAAUCGGUGGCUAAGCUUCCUAGUAUUCUGCCUGGAGUUCCCUUAAAAAUUGAUUUUGAAAUAGUUGCAGUUUUGGAUAUCAAUGACAAAUUGCCCCCACACACUUUGACGCCAGACAACUCACACAUACGAGUGAUGAUAACGAAAACCCAACAGACAAAGCCAUUGAUAGCAGCUGUCAUAGCCAUGCCACAAUCGGAAGCCAAUUUUUAAAGCAUACGGCGACUGCUGUGUUGGAUGGAUUGUUUGAUUGAUUUCAGCAUUAUUGCAGUGUUUAAGCAUACUUGGGGGCAUACUUCUCGUAGACCUUAAUGUAGGCCUCCUUGGCGGCAUCUUGAGACAUACCUUUGUGAGAAUUCCAGGCAUCCCACAUGGCUUUCUUUUUCAAAUCCAAGGCUCCAGGUCUUUCAGUGCUGACAUCACCAAAGGAGGCCUGCUUGAAGAGACCAUAGAAUUCCAAGAAUUCAGAGUCCGAAGGCUUCUUGGAGAAGUUUUUGGCCAAUUCACAAGCUUCUUCGAAACUAACCAUGAUGAGGAUGAUGAGAUUUAGGGAUCUGCAGGAAGAAAGUAUUAUUCGAUAUUUUUUCUAGUUUCUGGCUUUCUCCAAUUACCCUGCUUUGCUUAAAAACAAAAUUAAAGCGAAAUGAUAAAAUUCUCAAGUGGCCUCUGGCUAUUUAUACUUAAGUUUUUAAGAUUGCCCCAAGUGUCUAUGCGAAAUGUUUAAAUUAAUGAAAUGUUGAUUAGUUUUUAUCUGCAA
This is a messenger RNA of Stomoxys calcitrans (stable fly), 2415 nucleotides long. It is a transcript of the gene BBS1, whose product is annotated as Bardet-Biedl syndrome 1 protein homolog. Gene Ontology annotation, cellular component: centrosome; axoneme; BBSome. Gene Ontology annotation, biological process: protein localization to cilium; non-motile cilium assembly. The record is from RefSeq and is a predicted model, not a curated record. Lineage: Eukaryota; Metazoa; Arthropoda; Insecta; Diptera; Muscidae. Gene Ontology annotation, molecular function: smoothened binding; patched binding. The transcript has 6 exons. The coding region runs from base 72 to 1871 and encodes 599 amino acids.